AUGGACAAGAUCAAGCAAGUCUUCAGCCACGAGAAAGCCGCCCACGAGACCGGCUCGACGACUGGCACCAACACUGGCGCCUCGAACGUCGGCGCUACCCAGACCCCGACUCAGUCUGCUGCUGGCGACCGCACUUCCGUCGGCAACGACACCUCCGCCGCGUCUCGCACGGCCCGCACCGCCGAGAGCGAGCUUGCUGGCAACCGCACCGCAGAGACGGCGACGACUGGAACCGGCGCGACGUCGACGACCGGCUCGAGGACGACUGGUUCCACUGGCGGCGCUGUCGAGCGUGGAAUGGAGCACGUCCGCGAACACGCUGCUCCCCCUCCCCACAAGCACCACCAGCCCGGCCGCGACCAGGCCCUCGACGAGCGCGAGGCCAAGUCGGCAACUCACGACCACCAGCACCUCGCUCCCGUCACCCACGAGCGCCGUCACCACCACGAGGUUGAGGAGGUCGAGCGCCAGCGCGAGGUUGACCGUCACGUCCACCACGUCCAGCACCAUGUCCAGCCCGUCCUUGACGAGCAGCACAAGGGCGAGACCCGCCAUGAGAAGAACGUCCCCGUCACCGAGAUCAACGAGCGCCAUGUCGCGACUGACGAGGACAAGGCUCAGUUCGCUUCGCUCGGCAAGGAGCGCGACACCUUCCAGGAGGCUCCUCGCGAGAAGACCAUUGUUGACCGCGGCGAGCAGGUUCACGAGAACACCCACCACCACGUCCACCAUGUCGUCCAGCCCGAAAUCGAGCGCGACACCCACGAGCACCACCGCAUCCACACCACCGUCCCCAUCCACGAGAGGGUUGAGGAGGCACCCGUCGUCCACCAGUCGGUGAAGCACGAGGCACUCCCGAUCUCCGAAUUCACCAAGAACGGCGGCGAUCUCAACUCGACCCGCAAGCACGACGCUUCCCUCCUCGACCAGGGCGAGUGCGAGCGUACCGUUGACGGACCCGCAGAGUCCCUCACGCGGUCGCUCGGCCUUUCCUCCGGCAACAACGUCGAGCCCAACCGCGAGACCCGCGUCUGA
Molecule: messenger RNA, 1035 nt
Organism: Rhodotorula toruloides NP11
Lineage: Eukaryota; Fungi; Basidiomycota; Microbotryomycetes; Sporidiobolales; Sporidiobolaceae
Exons: 6
Coding region: 1-1035 (344 amino acids)
Source: RefSeq, a predicted model, not a curated record